AUGUUCAUCCAGAUUGUGCAAGUAGCUCAAGUGUUCGUAGCUUACAGCAUGCUAGUGCUGGUAUUUUCAAUUGGUUCACUCCUGAAAUCUUUCCCAUCCUUCCGGAAAAGCAUCAUCAGAGCCUUCGACAUGAUUACUAAGGUAAAGUUACCGGUUACUUCAUAUUGGGACUCCUUGUUCUCCGAUCAAAUGUUCCAGAACGUGUGGCAUAGCGUGGCUUUGGACAUGAACAAGAAGGCCAAGCAAGGAGGCGACGCUCCAAACAGCCCAGUAGUGACAUUGUCUGGAAAAAUUUGUUUUCCGCUAUUAGAGGUGGCCAAAGCUGGACGGCCCCUUGUUUUGAACUUUGGAAGCUGUACCUGUCCUAUUUUUAUGAGUCAGUUGAACGACUUUCAAGAAAUGGUCGACCAAUUCAAGGACAUCGCAGAUUUUUGUGUUGUUUACAUCGACGAGGCUCAUCCCGCAGAUGGUUGGGCUUUAAAGGUAAGAUGACUUUUCCGGUUUUUAGCCGAUUAUUUAAUCUGGUCGGGAAACGGACACCCCCUUUUCAUUGUACUCGUGGCACAUAAUUUGCCUCAAUCGAAAAAUUUUCUCACAAAGACAUUUUGACCUAAGCCUCAAUCACUUAGAUGGUGAAUGAAAAAAAAGAGUGACAGAGACCUCUCUCCAUCGCUGAAAGACUUUGGCUAGGGACUAAAUUUUCAGUCCUGGCCUGUUGCCAAAUAUAUCAAGACUGGAAGGUGAUAUUUUGGAAGCUUUCUUUAAUGAAUUUGUCACUUUUCCUUGCAGAACAACUACAACAUCAGAACACACAGAACGCAAGCCGAAAGAUGUAAAGCUGCUAGAGAAUUGGCGCGAAAAAUUCCAGAAUGUCCAGUGGUAGUAGAUACUAUGCUUGACACGGCAAAUAUUGCUUAUGGUGCUCUUCCAAUCCGGUUUCACAUUAUUCAGGACAGAAAAGUUCGUUAUGAAGGUGGGCCUGGACCAAUGGGUUACAACAUGAGCGAAGUAAAGACGUGGCUGGAAAAGUAUCGGGCCGAGAAGUGA
Messenger RNA from Pocillopora meandrina, 1047 nucleotides. NCBI's taxonomy places the organism in Eukaryota, Metazoa, Cnidaria, Anthozoa, Scleractinia, Pocilloporidae. The record is from the annotation of a GenBank genome assembly.